CCAAUCCCCUCAAAGUCAUCAGAACCUGGAAAGCAGGCAGCGAACUGAGAUAUGGCAAAGCCACACCAUGGAGAUGCUAUUCUGACAAAUUUCUUGGUUCCCUUCAUCUUCCUGCAGCUCCUGGCUUCUGGGAACGGAAAAUCAGAUUUCCGUGUCCUUGGACCUCCUGACCCGCUUCUGGCCAUAGUCGGGCAAGACAAAGAGUUGCCUUGCAAACUGUCACCCAACAUCAGCGCUGAGGGCAUGGAGUUGAGGUGGUACAGGAACAAACCCUCCCAAGCUGUGUACGUGUACAAGAAUGGGGUGGACAUGCCUGAAGAGCAGAUGGAGGAAUACAGAGGAAGGACCACGUUCACUGGCAACCAUAUAGCCAGGGGAGAGGCCUCUGUGAAGAUACACAACAUCACGAUAUUUGAUGAUGGGGCUUAUCACUGUGUCUUCAAAGAACAUACAUCCCACAGCCAGGCCACCCUGUGGCUGAAGGUGGCAGCAUGGGGCUCAUCACCCAGAAUCCAAGUGGCUGACACCCAUGACAAAGGCAUACAGGCGGUGUGCAUCUCAUCAGGCUGGUUCCCAGAUGCAGAGGUCAAGUGGCUGGACCUCAGACGACAGCCAGUGCCUGCUAAGACCUUCUUCUUGGCUUCAGCCCCUAACAUUACUGUGGCAUCCUUUGUGACUCUCCAGGACAGGGCUGUGAAGGGCCUGACUUGCUCCAUCUCCAACCCCCUCCUCCCUGAGAAGAAUGUGACUAAGACUUACCUGCUUGCCUCCCCGUGGAGAAAGCCUCUGUCGAUGGAAAGGGGACCGGCUCUGCCCUUGAUCCUCACGGUACUGGGGCUAGUUUUGGCAGCAGUCGCCUGUGCCUUUGGGAAACAUUACAAAGAAAAGCAUAAAACAAGUCAGGAAGAAGAAGAUCCAGGAGCUGGUGAUGAGGCUGAGUCCUUCCAUGUGAGUCUGUCCCUAGACCCUGAGACAGCCAGUCCCAGACUCAUGGUGUCUGAGGAUCAGAAAAGUGUGAAGCGGCUGCUAUUUGAUCAGGACCUGUAUCCCGAUUCCAGAAGAUUUGAACAAGACCCCUGCAUCCUGGCCCAAGAACGGUUUGAGGCAGGGAGACAUUACUGGGAAGUGGAGGUUGGGGACAGGAGGGCCUGGAUCGUGGGUGUGUGUCUGGAGAGUUUGGGACGGGAAGGAAGGAUCCCCAAGUCACCCCAGCAUGGCCUCUGGGCACUGGAGUUUUAUAAGAAGAAACUCCAGGCCCUCUCCUACCCCAGGACUCGCCUGUCUCCUCCGGAGCCCCUCCGGCGGGUAGGCGUCUCCUUAGACUUCGAGGCGGGAGAGGUCUCCUUUCACAAUGCGACCAAUGGCUCCCUGAUCUAUUCGUUUUCUGGGCUGUCCUUUUCUGGUCCCCUACAGCCAUUCUUCUGCCUCUGGACCCACGACCCCAAGCCCCUGACCAUAUGCUCAGUGGUCAGAGAGAAUGAAGAAGACACAGAAUUCUCUGGGGGUCCUUGA
Messenger RNA from Psammomys obesus (fat sand rat), 1512 nucleotides. RefSeq names its product putative butyrophilin-like protein 10. Gene Ontology annotation, biological process: regulation of cytokine production; T cell receptor signaling pathway. NCBI's taxonomy places the organism in Eukaryota, Metazoa, Chordata, Mammalia, Rodentia, Muridae. Gene Ontology annotation, cellular component: external side of plasma membrane. Bases 52 to 1512 code for a protein of 486 amino acids. The transcript is spliced from 6 exons. The record is from RefSeq and is a predicted model, not a curated record. Gene Ontology annotation, molecular function: signaling receptor binding.